Messenger RNA from Hippocampus comes (tiger tail seahorse), 6328 nucleotides. RefSeq names its product WW and C2 domain containing 1 (gene wwc1). Gene Ontology annotation, molecular function: molecular adaptor activity; kinase binding. Lineage: Eukaryota; Metazoa; Chordata; Actinopteri; Syngnathiformes; Syngnathidae. Gene Ontology annotation, biological process: cell migration; regulation of DNA-templated transcription; regulation of hippo signaling. The coding region runs from base 733 to 4224 and encodes 1163 amino acids. Gene Ontology annotation, cellular component: cytoplasm. The transcript is spliced from 23 exons. The record is from RefSeq and is a predicted model, not a curated record.
UCCCGGAUGACUAGCUAAGUCACCAGGAACUGGACGAGCAGUGUAUUCAGCAGCACCACCAUCACCUUCGCAUCAUUACACGUCCUCAACCGUGGAUGAAUCGCCGAAUUUGUAUUGUAUGUAGCGGUCAGUGUCCCCGUUUCCUCCCGCUGGACUUAUUUUUGCCCUCUAUUCCCACGUUUGGUCGCCAGGGGGGCUACCAUCGGUUCCUCCUCGGUCCUCGCUGGAAUAUGGUGGUGGCUUGUGGCCAAGACGAGGACAAGGCAGCCCGGGGACGUCGAACGGAGUCUUUUUAAAUCCUUAUUUCGCGAGUAUACUAUCAACCGUCACGUUUGGAAUUUGCUGUGUGGCCUCAAAACGUUGACGGCGAACCUCCCCUAUUAGCGGGUUUUUGGUUGGCGCGGGUGGCACAACGCGGUAAUUUGGCAUCCGAAGUUGCCCUCAACUUUUGGAGGGGAUAAAAGAUGGCGACAUUGGAGGAGACAUCAAGUGCAGUCUGAUGGGACUGUUCGACCUCCUUCGUCACGUUUAGUCGCCUUUCCACCCCCGUUUCUUUGCUUGGAUCACUACAGUGUUGUUAAUAUGGAUAUUCGCAGCCAAGCGUCGCCAGCUGGGGAAUAACUCCCACCGCCACCGGUGAUGACGACGAUGAUGACCGAGGAAAGCGAUGGUUUCCCCUCGUCGAUAUUUUGAGUAGUCGCCGGCAGUUCAUUACAUGGAGACUCGCCUGACAUGCCGAGGACGGAGUUGCCACUACCCGACGGUUGGGAGGAAGCCCGAGACUUUGACGGCAAAGUCUACUACAUCGACCACAUCAACCAGAGCACCAGCUGGAUCGAUCCUAGAGACAGGCAGACGAAGCCUCUGACGUUCGCCGAUUGCAUCGGAGAUGAGCUGCCAGUCGGUUGGGAGGAGGUGUUCGACCCUGUGGUCGGGGCGUACUAUGUCGACCACAACACGAAGAGCACCCAGCUGGAGGACCCGCGAGCCCAGUGGCAGCGGGAGCAGGAGGCCAUGUUGCGGGAGUACCUGGCCGUGGCCCGAGACGCCCUCAGCGCCCAGAAGGAGAUCUACCAGGUGAAGGAGCAGAGGCUCCGUCUCGCACAGCAGGAGUACCUCCAGCUCAACAACACCUGGCGGGACAAGUCCACGUCGCAGACUAGUUUGAAUUCCAGAACAUCCACCUCCAGCAAGUAUGACCCUGAUAUCCUCAAAGCUGAAAUAGCUACAGCCAAAAGUCGGGUCAACAAGCUGAAGCGAGACCUGGCCUGUAUGAAGCAGGAGCUGCAGUACAAAGAACAAGGCUUCGAGACCCUCAAAGAGAUUGACCAGAAGGUGUCCAACAACCCGUAUGGCUUCAAGCUGCAGGAAGCGCAGGCCAUCCUCAGCGAGGUGCGCUCCAUCCGAGACGCCAUCAGCACUGGCGAGAAGGAAAAACAAGACCUCAUGCAGAAACUGGCGGUUCUGAAGGAUGCUUUCCAACUGGACUCGGGCUCGCAGCAGGAUCUGUGGGGCAGCAGUCCCUCGCUGGCCAACUCGGAGCUGUCCAUCCCGCGACUCUACUCUGACGCCGGAUCCCAGACCGACAUCCCCGCCGAGUUUGUGAACAACUCCAACAAACUGGCGGAGAAAGUUCGUCUCAGUCUCAAGUACGAGGAGGCCAGGCGGCGGAUCGCCACCAUCGAGGUGCAGAUCGCCAAGCUGGACAGCGAGGCUUGGCCGGGCCUGCUGGACCCGGAGCGCGACCGCCUCAUCCUCAUCAAUGAGAAGGAGGAGCUGCUGAAGGAGCUGCAGUACGUGCGGCCGCGCCAGCGCCUGGAGCCCAACGACGCUCAGAAGCUGGAGACGGAGAAGAAGCGCCUGGAGAGAGACCUACAAGCCGCCAGGGACAACCAGAGCAAGGCUCUGACCGAAAGGCUUCGACUUCACUGCAGGAGGAACAAGCUGGUUCGGGAGCUGGAGGAGUUGGUUCGACUGGCCACGUCGUUGGAGACUCAGCUCAAAAGCCUGUCCGCUAGCACGCUCUCGUGUUCGUCCGGCAGCAGCCGAGGCUCGCUGACGUCAAGCCGCGGCUCGCUGGCCACCAACUCCAGCUUGGGUUCCACCUCCUCCCUCAGUUUCACCGACAUUUACCUGGAGCAGCCGGAGCUAGCCGACCCGGACUUCCAGAACAAGCUGGACAGCCUCCUGCAGGAGGGCAGCCAGGCGGGCUACCGGCCCUCCAACUCCAUCACCACUAUACACGAACACGAAGUGGUGACGGGCGCCGACGGGAGGGACGCUGAAAGGCCCAAAGGCCAAACGCCGGGACUGGGUGGAGAUUUUGACAAAAGUGUGGGAGGAGUUGCGGCAGUGGAUGUGGGAGCAUCCAGGAUUCAAGCACUCAGACUCUCCGAGACUCCUCACUCCAUGAGCUCUUUGUCGCCGCGCUCGUCGCUUUCCUCGCUCUCCCCGCCCUGCUCGCCGCUUGUCACGGACUCUACCUUCCUGUCCGGGGAGCCCUUCGGCGGCCAAGCCGGGCCUGGCGGGGUGAGCCUGGAUCUGGAACUUCAGAGCAGACUAGCGGAGCUGGACCUCAGGCUGGACUCCCAGGAGCAGCGGCAGGGGGAGCACGGCGCCCCCGUUGGGCUGGAAGAGAAGCAGACACGCCAUGGCAUGCUGGCUGAGGAGGUGAAAGCUCCAGAGUUGCAAGUGACGUCCUUCGCAGCGGUGCCAAAGAAAAUGGGCGUGAUCUCGGCUGUGUCCGACGAAUCUGUGGCCGGGGACAGCGGCGUGUAUGAGCCCUCCGAGCGCAGGCCAGGCCUCCCCGCCGACCUCCUCCUGUCCUCCUACGAGGAGAGGCUGCCUCUGGGCUGCGCUCAGGUGCAGCUCGGCUUCCGCUACGAGCCGCGAGACCAGCGCUUCAGCGUCUCCGUCGUGCAGCUGACCAACUGUAGCGCCCUCUGUCUUCCAGCUGACCAGAAAAUGCACGUUCGUGUGGCGGUGCUCCCCUGCGUAGAGACGACCCGCUGCCUGUUCCGAACCUGCGGCUGCCUCCCGCAGGAAGUCGUGGACUUCAACGAGAUUUUCGGUGUGCAGCUGUCCCACAGUGCACUGCGGAGGAGGACGCUGAGGGUGGACGUGUGCCACACCGACAAGUUGGGCCACGAACAAUGCCUGGCGGGAGCCCAGAUCAGCCUGGCUGACAUCAGCUGUUCGGAGGAGAGAAGAACCAAGUGGUACAACCUGCUGAGUCAUGCUUUCCUGCCCGUUGCCAGCAGCGCGGACAAGGACAGCGGCGCCACCUGUGGCUUGGACGUGACCGGAGCUUCCUGCGGCGACGGAGUUUCGGGUACCGAGGAAGCGUGGCACGGCGACCUUCUGGAGGUGUAUGACGACGAGGAAGAGCUCUGCGCUGUGGGGUCAGAGCCUCUGGAGGAAGGAGACCUGUUUUACGCCGAUGGCGGCCAAUGGGAGGCAGAGAACGAGCAGCAAGAAGAAGAAGAAGAAGAGGAGGAGGAGAGGGAGACCAAAUUGCCCCCUCUCACCGCCAUUAAAUUAAAGGUGAACAAGGAGACGAGUAUGGACGGCUUAUCGUCAUCGGGUCACCACUCGGUGGUCCGGCCCAAGGAACGGCGUGCCGACCUCCCCCAGCGGCACGCCUUCAUGCGGGGCAACGCCAUCAUCCGCUCCAAGACCUUCUCACCGGGACCGCAGAGCCAGUACAUCUGCAGGAUCUACCGCAGUGACAGCGACAGCUCCACGCUCUCCAAGAAGUCUCCGUUUGUGCGGAACGCCUCCGAGAGACGCAGCAUGCGCAUGAAGAAGCCUCCCUUGCCGGUGAAAGGUCUGGACGGCCUGCUGCGCACCUCUUUGGACCUGGAGCUGGACCUGCAGGUGUCCCGCACCCGCCAGUCGCGCCUGGAUCAGGAGCUGCACGUGUUGCGCAAGCUGAAGGCGCAGCUGGAGACGGCGCGGCAGCAGGGCCGGCGCGAGCUGCCCGCCUGGGUCCGAGAAGACGAACGCUUCCGCCUCCUCCUCAAGCACGCCGAGAAACAGACUCAGGAGGAGCAGUUGCAGGAGAAGCGGGUGGAGAAGAUGAUGAGGGCGGCAGCGAAGGAUGUCCACAAGAUCAGAGGCCGCAGUCGCAAGGAGGUGCCCGAGGUGCAGACCUUCAGAGAGAAAAUGGCGUUCUUUACGCGAGCCAAGACCACCAUCCCGGACCUGCCGGCCGAUGACGUCUAGCCAAGCAUUUCAAGAGUCUUAACCCUCUUCCUCCGCGACUCCUCACUCACGCAAGUCAAGUCAAAGCGGUUAGAUGAAGAAUUUGACAAUGUCGUCGACGCAAAACUAACAGUACCUUGACCACUCAGCAUUGUUAGCUUUUUUUUUUUUUUUUUUUAAUAAGUUUAGCGAUGACAUUGCUCGAGUUUUCCUUUUUUUUUUCUCUCUCCCUUGUUUUGUCUAUUUCUGUUACUAACGCCUUUCAAAUCAUUCCAGCACGAACAAGAGCACAAAUAUCUAAUCUCAUAACACCAACGGUACUGAAGCAACAAAAGAUGGUAAAAAUCCUCGUUUGAAAUGAUGUACAUUGCCUUCGAGCUCUUUCGAUUCCACUUGAACUGGAAGCGAUCCUUGUGAUCCCAGCAUGCAUUGCAACAACUCAUCACACACCCUUCCUUGAAAGAUGAACAUUUCUCUCAAAACAUUGACUCAUUUCAUCUACAUCAGCAACAGGAAAUAUUUUAAUGCUCAAAAGAAUCGAGCUGUUUGUAUCCUAUCUACAGCACUGAUGUUUUUUUUUUUUUAAAUGUUCUUAUUUGAAUGGGUCAAAAACAAACACUCUCACACUCAGGUAGGAAAUUAGUCUGCACUUUAAACAGAAUGAUUUUAACCGUAAAGAGACACAAAAGAAAUUGUCACGCUGGAAUGAUUAUUGAAACUUUAAAAUCCUUUUUUUUUUUUUUUUUUUUUUUUUUUAAUGACUGUGAAAAUCAUGAUUGUAUUUUUUGAGCCGGCGAGCACCAGCCAAAUGGGAGCACACCAGCACCUUGCUCUUCAUUCUGAUUCGCUGUUUGAUUGAACUUGUUGAAACUUGGAUGACGUAACCGUUUUUCGCGUCUAUAACUGGAUUUUUUUUGACGCUUAAAGAGCCAACCACAAAUGAUCUUUGUUUAUUAAUUGCUGGGUUGCAAAGGGGUAGAAUUUUUUAUCCCCUCCCCCUUCAAAGUAAUAGAACGCUCUACUGUCAGUUACGUUCAAAUUUACGGUUAUUAAAAAAAAAAAAAAUAGCCACAUAAAGAGGAACGAACAGGAAGGUGUGUGUGAAGCAAUAUGUAUUCCAGAUGUGUCCAUGCAUUUUUGUGUAUGUGUCUCUCUUUUUUUUUUUUUUUUUUUAAUUGGCUCGUGUGAGAGAGAUGGAAUGUUCAGAAUCAUGUUUAGGGUCUGUUUUUCUUCUGCUGGACUUAGUCAAGAUGGAGGUAAGGUGAGCAAAAUUGUCAGGGUAAUUCAAGAAGAACAGCUGAACUUGAUUUGGGUGUCAGGAGUGCGCCGACUCCCAUUUACGUGAGUUUGAAUGUGAUCAGUCAAACAGCAACGUCCUAGUUUUAGGUGGGUGUGUGCACUUGUGCAACCACAUGAUCCCAGUUAUUUUUACUUCGCCUCUUGAAAGAUUUAAAAAAAAAAAAAGUGUUCUAGGUUGCAUGAACAAUGGGAAAAGUUUUGAAGUGAUUUCUCUUGGUCUCUUUUUUUUUUUUUUAAUAUCCCCAAAAUCUGGCCUUUAAACAGAGGUGGGUCGACUUUUGUCAAAUUCACAAGUGAUGAGAGAUAAUGAAAGGUAAAUAUUUUUUUGGGGGAAAAAAAAAAAUCCAAAAGCUGGAAUGUGUGUUUGUUUUUCCUCAAUGUGAACACUUUUGGCAAGAGAAUCUCAAUGUUGUUUCUUUUUACAUGCAGAUGAAGGAAUGUAGUUUUUUCCACACACAUGAAUGUCAAGAGAGAAAAAACAUGUUGAUGUCACAAGUGAUCUUUUUUAAUAUAGUUAAGAGCACCCCAUUAUAUCUGAUUUUGUUAAGAUGAUGAGGAUGUGCAUGUGUAUGAGUGAGUGUGAGGAGGAAAACAACCAGCAUGUAUUUAUUGCACUUUGUGAUUUGGGUGUGCUUUUUUCUGUUUUUUUUCUUUCUUUUUCUUUACUUCCUCUUUCUCGUCAGGAGUCCCGAAAAGCUGUGAAUUGAAUUCUCAGACACUGUACUGUCGACCAGAGUUGUAAAUAUUUCACCAGCACAAAAAAAAAAUAAAAAUAAAAACACACAGUAUGUUUUGUAGUUUCACAACAAAUAAAACCUUAUCCUUU